Messenger RNA from Ectocarpus sp. CCAP 1310/34, 2757 nucleotides. The record is from the annotation of a GenBank genome assembly. NCBI's taxonomy places the organism in Eukaryota, Phaeophyceae, Ectocarpales, Ectocarpaceae.
GAGAUAGCGAGAUAGGAGAGAAAAGACCAAAGCGGUUCGCGCACACGGUAGUUACGCGCGUGGGCUGCGACUGAUCCAGCAGAGAUCGAGCCGAUGAGUGCGCCCGCAGCAGAUGACGAGGUGGGGGUGACGUCGACCGUAUCCUCUACUAACGACGGCGCUACGACGCCUUCCAAGCCAGGGCGCGCGAGAGGCGGGGUGGGGAAGGGCAAGCAGGAUCGCGAGGCUGGCGACAAGGAGGAAGCAGAGGGGGCGUCGAGCAGUGCCGGGAGCGAGAGCUCCGAUGAUGAUGGAUCGAGCGACGAGGGAGGGGAGAACGAUGGAGAGGAGGAUCAAGGAAACAGCAACGGGAACGCGAACGGAGGAGUAGCCAAGGAGGAAACGAGUAAGAACGACGACGACGAGGCGGAGGAAGCGGGGAGUGGCGAUGAUGAUGAUGAUGACCAUGAUGACGAAGACAAGGAAGAGGAGGAAGAAGAAGAGAAGAAGCACAAGCACCGCCGAGCCAAGAAGGACCGUAAGAAGGACGGCGGCAGCAGCAGCAGGAAGAGGAGCAGCAGCGACCGGCACGGCCGGGGCAGCAGCGGGAGGGACAGGGACAGGGACCGGGACCGAGAGCGGGGCUCCAGCAAGAGGGACGGGGAGAGGGAGUCGUCCUCGAGGAGGGACAAGGACAAGGACAAGGACAGGAAGAGCAGCAGGAGGAGGACCAGGUCGAGGUCCAGGUCCCACUCCUCUUCUCGCCGCCACAGGGACAGGGACAGGGACAGGAAGAGGUCUGGCAGGGACAGCAGUGGCCGCGAAAGAGAUCGGGAGAGAGCCAGGUCUCGAGACAGGGAGAGGGAUCGCGACGGCAGGGGGGGCGGGAAAGACCGAAGGGACCGCGACAGGGACCGCGACAGGGACAGGGACCGUCAUCGCAGCAGCAAGAAGCGCGAUGCUGAGAGGGACAGAGAUCGCAAGGAGGGUGGCGGGGGGGGAGGGGAGGACGACGCUCGCCGCGGGAGCUCCCGUAGCGACAGGGACAGGCACAAACGUUCAAAGGAGGAGGAAGGGCAGGAUGAAGAGGAGAAGAGCUCGGCCAAGAAAAAGAGCAGGGCGGAGGAGAAGGACGCGGAGCAGAGCGAGAAGGACGAAAAGGACUCCGACGGAGAAAACGAAGGGAGUUCCAAGAAGGAGGACGGCGUUUCGUCUGAGGAGGGAGGGGACGGUCGCGAGGACGGCGACGGCAGCGCUGCUGCUGCUGCUGCUGUUGCCCAAGAAGACGAUGCGGAAGGGGGCAGCGACGAUGAUGCUGCCGCUGCUGAUGUUGCUACCGCUGACGAUGCUGCCCAUGCGCCAGGUGAUAUCUCUAAGGGGGAAGAGAACGGAGGCGUGGCGGCAGCGGAGGUACCCGCGGAAGGCGAUGCAGAAGAAGGGUCGUCGUCGUCAUCGUCAUCGUCAUCAGAGGACGAGGAGGAAGAAACGGAGGAAGCCGGAGAAGAGGACAACGAAAGCGAAAAGAAGAAGAGCAGCAACAGCACCCGGCGUGAGAAAGAAGGUGGCGGCGGCGGCAGCAGCAGCAGGCGCUCUGGCGAUAAGGAGAGGGAAAAGGAAAGCAGCAGCAGGAGGAAGGACAAAGACCGCACCAGCGAUAGAGUUAAGGACAGGGACAUGGACAGGGACAGGGAGUCGUCGCGGAGGAGACGCAGCUCCCCAGGCCGGCGUAGGUCCCGCUCACCCGGGGGACACCGCCGAGAAAGCGGCAGGAGCAGCAGGAGGGAGAGCUCCAGGGACAGGGACAGGGAUGGAAGACGCCGCUCGGGCGGAGACAGGGACAGAGACAGAGACAGAGACAGAGGACGGGAUCGAGACCGAGACCGAGAGAGAGAAAGGGACAGCAAGCGGCGACGGUCGUCCAGGGAGCGUUCCAGGAGCCGGUCCCGCGGCGGCGGCAGCGGUGGUCGGAAGAGGCACGAUCGAGACGAACGGCGGUCGCGAUCCCGAAGCCGCAGCCGUCGCCGUAGAGCGCGCGAGGCCGAAGACGAGGAAGACAGGAAGCAGAGGGAGAAGAAGGAGGCUUCGAAGAAGGCGAAGGCCGAAGUCCCCGCCAUCACCCUAGAGUUCGUCAUCCGCGAAAACCCUGGCAUCAGCAUCCCCGACGCCUUCCACAAGCUCGAGGUACUCCGGGCCCAGGAAGAGCAGAAGAAGGCAAGGGGGUCCACCGCCGCAGCGGCCGCGGCUUUAGCGGCAGGAGCACCGACAACGGCUACGGCAGCGGCGGGCGGGGAGGCGGGCGGCCCUACGGCGGCGGCGGGUGUCGGUGCGGCAGCGCCGGCAGCAACCGCGGCUGGCGCAGGGGCUGAGGUGAGCGAGCGGCGGCUUCUGUUGGAUGCCAAGCUGGGGCGGGUGUCGGCCAUCGCCUCCAGCGCCAUGGCUCACGUGUCGGCCGCCCUGGCGUACCCGGGAGGAGUGGCGGGCUUGCCAGGUAUGGCAGGCGCUGGAGCCACGGGUGCACUGGCUGCGGCUGCGGCAGCAGCAGCGGCGCCCUCCUCGGCAGCUCUAGCGGCCAACAAGGUCAUGCGGGAGUUGCACGUGGGCGGUCUGCCUCACGGGGUAUCGGGGGUUCAGCUGCAGGACUUUUUGAACGCAGCCAUGCAAUACCUCAAGAUUGCCACAAGCGCGGGCAACCCGGUGAUAAGGAUAGCCAUGGGACCAGACGGGACCAACUUCGCCUUCAUCGAGCUUCGCACGGAGGAGGCGAGUGCCGUCCUUUAG